AUGGAUCCCAACGGAUUCUACUCGUUCGACCAAAACGCCCUCUGGCAGCCUGCUGUCACCGACUUGUUCGAGCCUCCAACGGACAACAACGAAGCCACGGCCUUUGGUGGGCACACCUCGUUCUACAACGAGUUUUCCAACUCAGGCGCCGUUGGCCCCUCUGGUUUUGCACCCAACGGCAACGGCAUUUCGGAUGAGAACUACUCUAUGUCUUCCCACCCACUCCAGCCACCAGCUACGAAUGCCUGUCGCGCUUCCGUCGGGCAAUACUCCGACAUUGUUGGCACCGACAACUCAUUGCUUUCCAAUUGGAGUGCUUUUCUCGGCACCGACCCAGAGACGCAUUACUUUGCGCAAAACACCGGAGAUUCCCAUCCUCAGCAGACCAGCAUUCGACCCACAACCGAUAUCGAUUACUCGACUUCCACGAUCUCCAACAACAACGCUACUUCACCCGCACUUUACCCCUUCAACCAUACGGACCCUUCGCUAAACUACGUUCUUGGGCCUGACGCCUCUAUGAGCGGAGAUUUUCAAGUUAACGGAUCUUAUUCGUUCAACCAAAUCAAUCUUGGCCAGUGUGGUUGGAAUGCUGUCCCCAAAACACCCUGCCAGCCCAAGGUGACACCCAACGCCCUUUCUGCCCCAAGGGGUUUAGUUCCAGGAUCAUCAACGCAUGCUGAUUUGGUACCGUCCAUAUCUGACACAUUCGGCAUACCGCCACAGAGACAAUUCGUAGGACAACCUAUUAUGUGCGAUUGGCCAGCUUGUACGUUAGUGGAGAACUUUGUUGAUGCUGCCGCUCGAUCUUGCCACAUCACAAUCGCCCAUAUCGAAAAGGUUCGAGAUGACACUUCUGGCGCUUGCACAUGGCCUGGUUGCAAGUCAAAGCUCAAGUUCCCCACCAAGGCCCGCCUUAACAAUCAUAUCGACAAUAUCCAUGUCGACCCACUCAGAUGCCUUGUUCCCGGGUGCAAACGCAAAUUGCCUUUCGAGAGGAAAGGAGAUUUGGAGCGCCACAUAGCUACAGUCCAUGAGCGGCGAGGCACAUGGAAAUGCCCUCAACAGGGUUGCCCCCGACACUAUCGUGGAUUCUCAAGGACAGAUAAGCUUAGAGAACAUGCCAGAUCCCAGAGCCACAGCACCCUUUACUGUCCUUAUGAUCACUGCUAUUUCAAUGUUUGCCGUGCAUUCAUGACAGACGCGGAAGUUUCAUCUCAUUGUCGCAGUCACCAUGCUGAAUUUGAGUGUGGGAUUGGGUCGUGCGCCAACUCAAACUCCUGCUUCGACGAGAAGAGAUUUCAGCGUCACAUCGCAAAUCAUAUUCCUCUCGGUUACCGAUAUGAUCCGCUGAUGCAAGCCGCGAGUAUGCAAGCCGUGCAGUCGAUCAUUGAACAGUUCAAACAGACUCAGCAAACUAGGUUUACCGAAGCACACUUCGGCGAUCUAAAAUUCGAACAACACUGUGUGCAGUGUGGCUAA
This is a messenger RNA of Venustampulla echinocandica, 1482 nucleotides long. RefSeq lists its product as uncharacterized. NCBI's taxonomy places the organism in Eukaryota, Fungi, Ascomycota, Leotiomycetes, Helotiales, Pleuroascaceae. Gene Ontology annotation, cellular component: nucleus. Gene Ontology annotation, biological process: regulation of transcription by RNA polymerase II. The record is from RefSeq and is a predicted model, not a curated record. The coding region runs from base 1 to 1482 and encodes 493 amino acids. The transcript is spliced from 2 exons.